Molecule: messenger RNA, 14072 nt
Organism: Xyrichtys novacula (pearly razorfish)
Lineage: Eukaryota; Metazoa; Chordata; Actinopteri; Labriformes; Labridae
Source: the annotation of a GenBank genome assembly
AUGAGGAGACAGACUGAGCCAGAACAGAGAGGGAGAGGGGCGUGGUUAGGUGACUGGAUACUUCAGAAAACAAUUGAAAAUACUUGAUAUGUACAUGUACACAGUGGGGGUUCAAUGAGUUCACUGGACAGGGGGUGUGUUGCUUUCUUUAGGAUGCAGAAGGACUAACUAAAACUCGGUCUAGAGUCACCCCUGCAGUCUAUUCCAUCUUUUUAGUGCUUUAGUUCAUCUGUGUGCAGACAUGCACAGCAGAGCUUCUUCUCUUGGGGUCUUGGAGAUGGCGAGAUUUGGUUUCACUUGUCUCCCCAGUCUUAAAUCUGGCCAGAAUUAUGAGGCCUAUCUUGGGAUGCCAAAAGAUGAGGACCCCCUCACCUCUGCUAACAAGCCAGCUUCACUCUGAGCCGGCACAGAUUAAUGAAACUCUUCAUCAUUAUCAUGUGCACGGACUCUGACGUGCACGUUUUUGUACUUGCAUAACAAGAAAACAUAAAGAGUUAUCAAACGUCAAAAAGGUUUCUCAUCAUUUAAAGAUAUGACUGCACAGAUGAGAUUUUACUGUUUGCACCAAACUAAUCAGGCACUCAGAAAGGUAGAUGUUGGAUUCAUUUUACUUGUUUUGUAAUCCAUUGUAAUCCCGUCCCUGUGCUGUCCUGCUCUGUUCACACUUGUUUCCUUCUUAUUAUUACCUUCUUAUCUUGUUACCUUCUUCUUCUUACCUUCUUAUUCUUAUUCUUAACCUCAGUGUAACUCAUCCAUCAGUGCCAUUUCAUGCAUGCUGAGUAUGUUUACAUAUUUUAUCUACUCAUUUCCACACCCUGACCUAGUUUCCACCCGAAUACCAGACAAUGCAGUGACUUUCAACACGCUGAGCCCGUUUUUGGAGAUCUAUCCACAUCCAUCCACAUCCUGAAUAAAAAAAUGUGUUACAUAACUCGUGCUGGGACUAAUACUAACUGCAGUACAGUACCCUGCAGAGUCUAAGACUAAAACCUGCUGAAAUGUUACAAUAAACCAAACAUUAAAAACACUCAAACCUGUUUUUUACGAUAUAUCUCUUUUCUUUAACCUUCUUUCCUUCCAGUUUUUACAGAUGUGGAUCUCCACUGUGACACCAACAACUCUGCUCAUCACACCAGCGAGGUCACAAUCAAAGAGCUGAUUGUGCGGCGAGGUCAGCCCUUCACCAUUACCGUCAAACUGAGCGAACCUUUUCAGGAUUCGACCCCGUUCCUCAUCAAGACAACCACAGGUCAGUCUGUCGGUCCAACUCUAACGGUUCAGAAAAAAUGGAGAUCCAAGCUGAGACUUGAGAAACAGGGACUAUUGAGCAGAUGGAUGAAUAAAUGAAUGGUGAAUAGACUAACAGAUGAAUGGAUAAAUGGUGAAUUUGAAUCAGUCUAAAGUGGAUUCAGAUUCAGAUUCAGACAACUUUAUUUAUUCCCUAAGGCCAAUUCUGUUUACAGUUACCCUGCCGUUUGAUCAAUCCAAACACACAAAUCAGCAGACAAACAAACCAGACAAGUGCAAGACAUUAAUAGCAGCCAGUAGACAACCACUUUCCCUUGUCAGUUCUUACAGAUCAGCAGGAUCAGCAAUAAAUAGCUAAAUAAUUACAAUAAGCAGAAAUACAAUAUAGAUCCACAAGUAUGAGGCACAAGAUAAGAAAUAAAAGACUCCUGAAGCUCCAGUUCAGCACAGGCCACAUAUGACCAUCAGCCUACUUCCUGGCAUUUAAAAGCCUGAUGGCUGAGGGGGUAAAAGAGUUUGAGUAUCUGUUCAUUUUCCUUGGGGGUGCAUAGUAGCGCCACCCAGAAGGCAUAAGAAGAAAGUCAGAGAACAGAAUAUGUCCAGGCUGAUCCAAUAUUCCUCUGGCUUUCUUACACGCUUCUCCCAAAGAGAGCUCAGGUCUGUCAUCUGCACUCCUAUAAUCUUGGAGCAGACUCUAACAAUUUGGUUCAGGCUGUUUCUGUCCUUUACUGAUGGUCCCAUAAACCAGCACAUAAAAGAAAACGUUAACAGACUUUCAAUAAAAGAAUGAUAAAAACUCGAUAAAAUCCCCUCAGGAAAACAUUAUAUUACAAAGAAAGCUUUUAUUUGUUUGGUAAUCCUUCCUGAAACCAGGUUUGAAUCGCAUGCUAAAAAAACCUCAAUGUUAUUGACAGGGUUAAUGAAGUCAGUUUUAAUUGACCUCGUUAUCAAAGUCAAAAUGGUUAACAGAGUAUCUGGCUCCUCCUACAGGGGAACAACCCAGUGAGGAGAAGGGGACAAUGAGCCACCUCUCUAUCCCAUCAUCCUCAGUAUCCCCGUUAGCUAAGGCGGUGUGGAAGUUGGAGCUGGACAAGACGUCCUCCCCAUUUACAGGUGUCCUGGUCCUGUCCAUCACCCCUCCAGCUGUUGCCCCCAUUGGACAAUACUUCAUGGUGGCCACUUACAAAGAAGAGGAGAUGAUACUGGCAGUGCCCACAGUGCUCUUUAACCCCUGGUGUCCUGGUACAUCUGUCCAUCUAGCCUCCUUUCUGUCUCUCUUCCUUGUUUUGCCUUCUCUGUCUUUCUGUCUGUUCUUUGAAUCCGUUGUUGUCUUCAUUCAUAUGUCCUCUCUGUCUCUGAAGAGGACUCUGUCUUUUUGGCUGAUGAGGAGCUAAAACAGGAGUACGUGAUGAACGAGCACGGGAAGAUGUACAGGGGAAGUAAAGACUUCAUUGGCGACAUGGACUGGGACUUUGGACAGGUGCUGUCCUUUGGUUUGUCAUGAAACAGAUCAAACUGAACUUUUCUAAAACCUUUGUCUCUGUGUCUUUUCUUGAGCAGUUUGAAGAUAACAUGGUGAGCAUCUGUAUGAAGAUGCUGGACCUCAGCCAUAAACACAAGGACGACCCAGCCAAUGAUGUCGCCAAUCGAUCCGACCCGGCCUAUGUUGGUCGCAUAGUCAGUGCCAUGGUGAGAGAUCAGUGUUUUCGUACGUCUAACCUCUGACAGCAAAGUGAAGACACUUAUCAGCUGACAAUGUUGGUGGCUUUAAUGGCGAUUUCUUGAAAAAUUUCUCCUCUCUUAGUCCAAAACACACUCCUGGAAAUGUCUUGAAGGCUGAAAAACUUUAUGAACUUUGAACUGAUAUCGUGAUAAAAGUUUAAAUGCUACAGAAAAAUAUUGCUGCUGAGAAACUGCAAAGUCUGAUGAAUCUUUUGAGGGUUUCAAGAAAGUUUGAAGUGGAUGUAUAAUUGGAUUGUGAAGGCUUGAACAAGGUUGAAAAGUUAGAAAAUUCUGGGGAAGUUUUAUAAUCAUGUAAUUGGACACUGAUCAUUUUGGAAAAUAUGAAUAUCAAUGGGAAAAGACACAGCAAUGAUGUCCUGAAUGAGUUGAAUACCAUACUAAAAGUUUGAGCCUUUAAGGUCACAGAAAAAAGUUCAGCAGAAUAUCUAUAAGGAAGAAUUUUAGCACAAAACAACAAUAACAAAUCUGGCAGGAGCUGGGCUGCUUUCCCUGCAAAAUAUGGAGCAGCUAAAACCAGGACCAGGACCAGGACCCCCAAAGCUGAGGCCAUGGUGCACGCCCUGAAUUAGCCUGUCUUGACUAGGAGAAAGUCUCUGCUGUGAGUAGAGGAAUUUCAGUUUCUUGGGGUCCACUUCAAUGUGGACAAACUGAUCGAUACAGUAUAUGGUGGAGUUUCAGCAGCACUGCCAGUAUUGAACUGAACCAUCUUUGGGAGAAGGGAACCGAUCCUGAGAUUUUGGUCAGGGUUGUGGAGACAAAUGGACAUAUUGACCAUGUAUGAACUUAACCUCAGAUGAAGUUGAGCUUUGCAACAUAACGGUCUACAUGACGUAGUUCGGGCAUCUAAUGAGGAUCCCCUCAUAGACCCUGUCCUCCCUGGAGCCCUAAAGGUGUACCCGACCUUGACAAGCCUUGGUUUCCCCUGGGAGGAGCUUGACAUUUGCACACUCUGCUGCCUCUGGCAUCCAGCCCCCAAAAGAGUAGAAAAAGAUGGAUAGAUGGUCAACACUAGAGAGCAAGUCUCUGCAAAUAUGACACCCUCUUUAUUUAGAGAGAGCUGGCUGCUGUGAGCACAUAGACACUCUUUUCUCGCUCUUUUGAAAUUUUUUACUAACUUUUGUUUUGCUCCAUGACACAAAGACAAACUGUGGAUGUGUUUCUUCAUGCCACUAAACCUGGCUUUGUUUUUCUUGUCUUUCAGACCAACAGUCAGAAUGAAAAAGGUGUCCUGGAGGGACAGUGGGGAGGUUCAUAUUCUGAUGGGCACAGACCCACUCACUGGACCGGCAGCAGCGCUAUCCUUACAGAGUGGCAGAAAAGCAGUUUCCAGCCUGUCAAAUACGGGCAGUGCUGGGUGUUUGCUGGAGUGAUGUGCUCAGGUAAAGUCUGUCCCUUCACACCUGAAAUAACGUCUGCAAAGAUGGUGUUUCAGUCAGAUCAAAAACUGAAAGGAAAUGUUUGAAAGGUCUGAAAAAAUCUGAGAUUUAAGUUUUUGCAGCCCUGAUACUCAAGCCAACGUGAUGGUUUUUACUGCAAACCUAAAAUGUUUACUUUUGUGUUUGGUUAACAGUGGCACGGUUUCUUGGAAUCCCCUGCAGGGUAAUCACCAACUUUAGUUCAGCUCAUGACAGCAACGCCAACCUGACCAUCGACAGAUACCACUCUGAAGAGGGGGUGGUGAUGAUGGCGUCCCGUGACAGUAUUUGGUGAGGACUCACACACAUAGAUUUGAACCAGAACUUCAGUAAUCAAGCCCCUGCUUACCCAGAGUACUCUGCUGGUAGUCCUUCAUCGGGUUAGCAGGUUCUUUCUUGUUUCCAUAAGCAACACGUUCAUCCACCAUGUUAUUAAAACAUGUUGUUACUGCAAGACCAGAAAAUGUUAUGCAACCAAACUCGUUAAAGGUGGACAUAGGGGAGGAGGAGUGUGUCCUAAAUAGGACAUUCUUCUUGGAAAUCAUGGAUGCCGCAUUCUCUGCACUAAAGCUCAGUCUGUACACAUGGAUGGUCUACAUAACCCUUUACCAGGUACCCACAUGUGUAACCCGACACACACCUUAAAAAUGUAACUGCACGCUGAAACAACACGGACUGCAAACCCUGUGACUGGUCAUCUUGGCAGCAGACAUUUGUGGUAUGCCUCCGCCCCCACCCAAAUUCUGAUUUUUUGAACACUUGCACAUUUUUGCAUCGCCAACAAUAAGCCCGACUAAAUCCAUUACUCCUAUACUCCACAGUGAAGUGGCUUUUUGUCUUCAGCAGCUUCUCUUUUACUUUAUCUUUCUGCUACUGCGGUUGUUUGCAGAUUUGUUGGGCUGGUUGUGAAGCUAUGAAAGACAAACACCAAACUGAGCUUGGUUUGAGUUUGUCCCUUUGAAAGGCCCAUUUUAAAUGCUUUUUUAAAAUUUAUUUAGCUGCUUUAGUCAUGCAAAGAAUAAAUAAAUAUCAUGGACUGUCGUGUCAGGACUUGGCUUUUGAGACUUGACGUACUCUACUUAGCCUGAUAUAUUACAGUUAAUUCCCACAGGUGUGUCAUGUUCUUCCUCUGAUCUGUGCCACACCUUUACAGGUAAAUAAAUCAUUGUGGUGUGAAAUUACAAAACCAUCCAAACAAACCAGGACUGUGUGACAAGUCCCAGGGAGGCUGAAGGUUAUCAGCCUUAAGGUCCAAUCAGCAUGUUGGCAUGUCAGUGCUUGUGAACUACACCCAUCUUUGGAUCCUUAAAUAACCCUUCAGUUUAUUUUUCACAGUGAUAUGCCAGAGUUCUUGAUUUGAAUAUUAGCAUCCAGGGUUUGGGAGGGGCGAUCGCCUUAAGCCUCUUAAGCUUCUGCCAAUGAAAACACUGGCUUUGUUCGCUGUGGUGAAGAAUUUGAUCGAUGAUAUGACAGUGUUUUUUUUUGACUCAGAGACAUCAGUGUUUUCCUCUUUGUCUCUGUACAACAUGAUACUGCUUUUGAUUUAGGGCUGAUCAGGGAUGUCAGAAGACAAGGGCAAUGAUGCUCAAAACUAUCAGUAAAAACUCAAAUCUCCAUUAUGAGUGCAGUCCAGAAUACAUCCAUGUGAUCCCACUGAACAAAUAAGUGAGAUUAACAGCCCACAUGCAGGACGUCCAAUCCAAUACUGUUGUCGUUUUAGAUCAUUAAAAGUUAGUGCUACUGUGCCUCAUGUGUGUACAUGGUUUUUAUUAGAUAGGAUAGGAAAGGGCAGAUAUUUCUUUGAUGAAUACUUUGUUGUGAAUUGCUUUACUACAGCAGCUACAGCCAUGGCCAGACAAAAUAGGCUGGUAAAAAACAAGUACUGCUCAUGCCCCAGUUAAUGCCCAGAGUCUGCACCUCUCUCAUCUACACGAACUGAGACACAGUCAGGAGUGUUUGGUGUUUUAUUGGUGUUUUAUUUUGAAAUACCAGCACAUGCUUGUCACCCUGUCUCGAGCGAUCUUCUCUGUGUAGAUUGACGCAUAUUAGAAGUGUAGAGCAGCAAAAAUAGACUCAGCGCAUAUCUUUAGCAGAACUGUGCUCAAUACACUCCUGAUAUGGAGCUGAUAUGCGUCCUGUAUGCGAUGCUGCAUCGAUUAGAAUGGCAACCUAUUUGCUCCAUGAUACGCAACUCGGACGUUACGUGCUAAAUACGGAUCCUGAAUGUUUUAGCCUUAAUAAGCAAAACAAAGUCGGGGCAUGGCCUAGUUCUCUCUGCACCAGUUACUUUGGACCCUGAGCUUUGGAUUGUUUACAAAUGGCCACCUGAAAAUAAUCCCACAUAACAGGAGCAUCAGUACCAAAAACAUACUUCCCCCAUUUCACUCUUGACCUUGGUAUUUCAGGGUUACCUAGUUCUGAGAUCUGGUCAUCUGAAGAUCUGGUGAUCCAAAUUGAGUAGAGUAGAGAUAAAACAGCCUACUGAGUAGUUUAAGUCCCAAUGGUGAGUUUGAAGCCUGCAAUAACUUGAAAAGUGCUGCAGAGUGCUAUCUACUGCACUGAAAUCACAUGAAUGUACUUCUCUCCAGUUUCCAGUCCCAACUUACAGUAGGUGAUCAUUCACUCAUGUCAUAACGGCUAUGUGCUUCACACUGUCAUAAUUCAUACACACACAAAGCAGUAAUCUUCACCUUCACCACAGUGAACAGCACUGACAUCUUUAUUAGCUAGUGAAAGGCUGAAAGUGAUCUCCACUCCCACAAUGUCAAUAUGCAAAUCAGAAAGUUUGGCGAAUAACUCAGGAGGAAAAGCUGGAGGCGAUGUUCAGGCUUUGUGUGUGUGUUGUGGUUUGCAGACACUGACAUGCCGACACACUAUUCUGACCUAAAAAUCAGUAACUAGAAGCCUCCUGGGGAUUUGGCAAGAUGCUCUGGUUUGAUUUAAAAUGUCAGGCAAAGUUACAUAACUGAGGAAGGUGUGGCACAUGAGGAAGGGGGCCUGAUAUUACCUGGGGGAGUUGUGCUUGGUUAAGAAAAGUCAACACUAUCAAUCCAAACAGGAUUUUAAGGUCUUAUAAACAAGGCUUGAUAGGGCGUAAUGAUAGUGAUAUUGUUUUGGUGCAGUAUUCGCCUGGUUUGCAAACUGAGACAGUUUGGGAGCUCCAUAGUUGGACUGAAUUAGUUGCAAUAAGAAGAUCAGAGUAUUUGCAGAAAGAUGUGAUAGUCUUUCACAGCUAUCCCUUUUGUAACACAUUAGUGUUGCUCAGUGUGUUAAUUGCAAGUUGUUGCACAGCCUUAAUGUCAUGUUGUGUUGCAGGAACUUCCAUGUGUGGGUGGAGGGGUGGAUGAAGCGGCCUGACCUUUCAGUAACUGGCAAAUAUGACGGCUGGCAGGUUCUGGAUCCAACACCGCAGGAGUUGAGCGAUGGUACAGCUCAGAUGUUAACCUCCUUCAGGCUUAACUAGGACACGUUUUCCUAUGUUAAUGUGACAUUAAUUCACAUGCUAAUUUAAUAUAAUGACCUCUUUCUGAUCUGACAUGUCAAAGUUCAAUAAGUGCAGCACCAUCCUAACCGAGUUUAAAGAAAUAUGAGUAACAUCUUGGCUUUCCUUCUCUUUUCUUGAUUCAAUUUACCAGCACAUUGAACAUUAGACAACACUAUAGGAAUCUUAAAAAUUAUCAUUAUUAUUAUUAUGAAUUUUUGUUUCACAAAAAAAAAAAAAAAAACUCAGUUUGUGAAACAGGAAGUCAGUAUUGCUUGUACAUACAACCUUCAAUCUGUUCAAAAUUUCAAAUGCAUGAUUAAGGUCCACCCCUGAACACAGUCAUAGUCAUAGUCUGUCAUAGCGCCCCUUGUGGAAAAACAUGGUCCUUACUAUUACAUGCAAUGUCCAAUCUGCUUUAGAUUAUACAACAGCUCAAACCUGAACUCAUCCACAUCAUUUCUCCUUAUAGCAAUAGUGCCACCUAUUGCUAUUUCCUCUUUAAAGAAUCCUCCUGACAUUCUUAAAGUGCAUCAAAAAUGGUCAGUCCAAGGCUCGAACCCACGCUAUUUGACACCCAUCACCCUCAUGUGCAAACCGAUUCUUUAAUGUCAUGAUUGGGGAUUGAUGAUCUACAGCAGAAAUCUCUUUUUACUAAUAUGUGACACUUGGUUCAUCUUACAGGUGUUUUCUGCUGUGGUCCCGCCUCAAAAGCAGCCAUCUUUGAUGGACACACAAACCUUGAAUAUGAUGUCCCAUUUGUCUUUUCUGAAGUCAAUGCUGACUGUGUGGAUUGGAUGGUCAGUGAGCACAGUUUCAACUUACAACUAUAAUGAAGCAAAUCCCCAGCAUUGGACAGACAAGUACAUACAGCAACAACAAACAAACAGGCUGCAGAAAAAGUUCACUAAGUCUAAGCUCCUGUCCUUCCAGAUCAGACCUGAUGGUUCCCUUGAAAAAGCCGAGGCUGACACUGAAAAGGUUGGGAAGGCGAUCUCCACAAAGGCGGUUGGUAGCGAUGACAGGUCUGAUGUCACCAACACCUACAAACAUAAAGAGGGUGGGUUCACAGAAAAAAACCUAAAACUUUGAUACACAACUUUGGUACAAUGAUGGUGCUGAAAAACUGACAACAAUGCUUCUCCUGCAGGAACAGUAGCAGAGAGGUUUGUCUUUGCAAGAGCCAUCAUCAGACACUACGACAACCUCAGAGAAAUCCGGGAGAAGGAGAGGAAGGAGAGAGAGGCGAGGGGAAACGUGGAGCCGGUGGGUUACGGGCUGCCAGAAGAGACGCCAGAGGAGAUGCCAGAGGAGACGCCAGAGGAGAUGCCAGAUGAGACGCCAGAUGAGGCAGCAGAUGAGACCCCAGAAAUCAUCCAACCACCGCCGAAAGUGUUGCUGAGAUUUGAAGAGGUAUAUCACAGGCACUACCGCCUUCGGUCUGUAUGUUUCCGUGCUCAAAAAAUAUAUUUAAUGAGUUAGUCUGACACUGAACCAAGAAAUGCAUGUCAACUCGUGAGUCUGACUGAAAUUGUACCAAACCGAUGUUCUCACAGUUGGACUAACAAACCCUGGUCGUCUUUCUCUCGUAUACAUGCACCUGGAUCUGACCGAAACUGGACCAAGCGUUCUGAGUAUUCUCUUGAGUUCACGUGCUAAGCUUUGUCCUCAAAGUAGAACAGCAUAAAUUAUAGAGGUAUAGAAACCCUCAACAGAAGAAGGAUGCGAAAAAGGCAAAGCUGUCAGGUCAUGACAGUCGUCACAUUGCUUAGUGUACAGCCCCUUAGCCUCUUGCUAACAGGUUUAAAGAUUGUUUUGGUACGUCACUUAACAGAUCAAUCAGGUGACGGCCUAGUAGUAACGGAGGUGGACUUACUCUUGUGUUUGUAAACCAGCGGGACAAGGACAGCAGUCCAUUCAUCUCUUAAUGGAACUUUAACUAUGCCUCCACUUAGCUGUGCGUUUAAAACGAGUGUUUCUAUUGAGAGCCACUGGCUUCAUCUUACCUGAGGAUUUCUCAUUACCAGUGUGGGGGUUUGAAGUGAAGAAAGUGUCGCACAUUAUGGUCCCCACCCACAUGUAGUUUUCUAUAUUAGGACCACCUUUUGGUCUCUUGGCCUUCUUCAAGGUCAUAAGUGGGGAGCCUCUGGUGGCUGGACUUCCUGCAUCGGGCCCUAAACAGUGAGGAGCCACCACCUGCAGGGAAAGGCAUCCAGCACACAAAACUCUAAUCCUAAUCCAAACCUAGCCCUCAUCGUCUUUGGACCCAAACUUCCAAAGAGAAGCUGCUCUCUCCAUUUUUGGAGUUUCCCAGCUGUUGGAGUAAAACUGCAGUGAUAGAGGUCUUUCAGGGUAACGAGAAGGUCUAAAGUUGUGAAAAAACUGGAGUCAGAAUCCCUCUGGGAAAUAGCAUGUGAGUAAGAUGGUUUUCACGCACCCCCUUGAAACCAAAACGCUGACAUGAACUUGGCUGUGACUCCCUGAUUUCAUUGGAUUGAUGUUGAAACAGACGUUCACACCCUCACCUGAGAACUUUUGGAGAGAUGAAGUGUCAAUAGUGGUUUGUGGUCCUGAUGCACACCCAAACAUGGAAUUCUUUUCUGGAUGUUAGCGAUGGAUAAUACCGAAGGAUGCUCUGCUGCCAAAGGCGUCAACGACAACACUGUCUGCCUUUACAAGCUUCAUUAAAAACAGGUUAAGGUAAAUAAUUGGAUUUGUUUCAACAAGUGUUUUUUUUUAAAUUAUAAUACAGGAGUAAGUAUUAUAAGGAAAUGCACCUUUAAAAGUGUCCCAAGGUUCGGAAUGGUUGCCUUUUUAGAUUUACAAAAAAAAACUUAAAGCCUUGUUUGUCUAUUUAAAGUCUUAGGGCUCUAUUUUCGUGCGUGCCAGUGAGGCGACGGAGGGUGGCGGAUCCCGCGCAGUUGUAUUUUUGUCUGGCAGAGACCGGCAUAAAGCCAGUUUGGUAUUUUCGUGGACUGAGGCGCUCGGAGGCGAUCCGAGAUAAACCAAGCUGGGCGUGGUGGCAUGGCAGGGGGGAGGUGUCGACAGAAUCACCGGGCGCAGUGACAUUUUCGUGCUCGCCACCGGCAUGUAAAGUGUGCUGAAAGCUCGCCGAUUCAAACCUGGUCAGCUUUCAGCGCAGGCGGAACGCAGCUGGUCUAGUGGUAUUUUGGUGGACCGGCGGCGUAUCGGCAUACGUCACCGAUGCCUCACCUGCAGGUUUCCACAGUGUCAGGCACAUUUCAGUGCAAUAAAUAAUCAUCGACAACUAAUAAUCAGAGUCAGCACAUACAUUUAGAUCUAUAUCGAUAUAUUCUGAUCUAUAUCUGAUCCGAUGAGCGCGUUUAGCAUGCGUUUGGACACACAACCUGACCGAAUCAACACAGCUGAAACCGCAUUAAAUUGAAUUAAAUAUCUAGUAAAUAGACACACGAUGAAGUUAACUAGAUAUGUAAUUCGUCUCCCUCCUUUUAUUUCUUCCUCUUCCCCUAAUUUCUCGUGCAGCUCGACCUGGACACGUCUCCGUGUCCUCUCUUUGUCCUGCAGCGGCUGAACAGAUGAUUUGUUUCAGUGCCCAGAUGCGUUAUCUACUUUAAGCCGACAUACGGAUAUUAUAAUAUUCAGUUUUGUGAGGCAAAUUUAUUUUAUAUGCCAACAUCUAUGAAAGAAAGAGCCCGGCCACGGAGCGCGAUGCGUCAUUUACGCACAGAUGGUUCCAAUUUUAAUGCCAGUUUUGGAGUUUAUGUUGUGAUCUGUGCGCACAACCCACCUUUGUCACGUGAGGUUUGAAUAUAUGCAACUUUAUGUGAGUGUCUUUAUUUGUGGAAAAGGGUGUUUGUCUUACCAGUGGGUCCAACAUUACACACACCAAAUCCAUCUGUGCUCAUAUGAGAGAGUGUGGAAGACGCCCAAUGCAGCGCUUACAGUGACACUAGUUGAGGAGCUGCCCUCUGUCGCCAUCUUGUGGCAUUACUGUGUUCAGACAUCUCUUGAUCUCUUUGACUACUUCACGAAAAUGGUAAUACGCCUCGCCUGUGGCGGAUUUAAAGGCAAGGAGAGGAGCUGAUGUGAUUGGUGAAACCCACUCUACGCCCUUUCUCCUCCCUCGCUAUGACUUACGCCGCUGGGAGGAGCUGAGUUAGGGAGGGGGGAUACUUACGCCAGGCUCCGCUGCUCACCAAAAUACCAAAUUGUGCUUGGGAACGCCUUGUCGGCGCGGCGGACCUGACUUACGCCGCGCUUGCGGCACGUCUCCAGCGAGGCACGAAAAUAGAGCCCUUAAAGUUUGAAGCAUAAACCAUCACUUUGGACUAAGUUGAAAAAAGGAGAUUUCCUCAAAAACAGAAGAUGUUGGAAGUUAGUCUUCCAGAACCUGGGUUGCUCUGCUGGAGGAUCUUGGAGUGUGGUACUCAUGUAUAACUCUCUAAAUUUCGGUUCUGUCAGGUGUCACAGCCGAUGAACGGUAAAGAUGUGAGCCUGAAUCUGCUGCUGAGCAGUGCGAGCACCGCUGACCGGCCUCUCUACAUCUUCAUCAGCGUUCAGGCCAUGAAGUACGAUGGAAAUCCAGAGGGGACCAUCAAGGCUGAGAAGAAGGAGGAGACGCUGCUGCCAGGAAACGGUGAGUCUGGAUCUGAAGGUACUUCUGUGGGCAGAGAUUUUUAAAAGGUAUGUGCACCUGUGUGUGAGGGAUAUUUGUGUUAAUUAUCCUUCAAAUCUCUCUUUUCUUUUAGAGUUGAAAAUCCCCAUCUUGGUCCCGUUUACGAUGUACAGUAAACCCAUGUUGGAGUGUGACAGCAUGAAGAUCUCAGCCCUGGUGAAGGACAAGGAGAACCCAGACCACCCGUACCUGGGUGAGCAUGACAUUGUGCUGCUCAACCCUCCGAUCAACGUUAAGGUGAGUCCCUGAGGUUCUCUGUUAGCCAGCUUUAACUGUGGGAAUCCAGGGACAAUAGCUUGUUCUCAGCUCCCUGUCCAAAUCCGGCAUCCCUGAUGGUGUGGGGAUCAUCAGAGUCCAUGAUCAUGGGUGGCUCUGUAUUCAAAGUUGUUCGUAUAUUUCAGCGUCUCAGCUCUCAUGGAGUAAUGUUUGAGGUCACUGAUUUCAGGGCAGGUUGAUGGUUUUGGGAUUUGGGGAUUUUUUUUUUUCAGAGUCAGUUUUGCCUUUAGGCUCAAAGCUGUCAUCAUAAGGGGCUCUUUUGUUUUUUGUGGGGUUACAGUAUAAGAGAAAUAUGUUCAGUCCUGUUGGUGCUGAAUCUGUCACACACAAAAACAACAAUUAUGAAACAACUUCAUGCCAGAAAUUCCUGCCCUUCAGCUCUGGCGUUCAGCCGAAGAAGCUUUUCUUAGAGUUCAGAUGUACUGUGAAGAUUUGAAACAGCCUCGGAUUGAAACAGAUGACUCAAUACGAGGCCGAAGCUGAUGAAGAAUAAACCUGUAUUGAUUAUUCAGUCCUUUUUUAAUAAAGGUCUUUUAUUCGGGCUUGUGUCUUUAGUUUUCUAACUCACAGUUUUCAUCUUUCAGUUAAUUUUCUUGUGUUUCAGUUUACAAGCGAUGCAAAAGUUGGCACGCUCACAUCUGCCGAAGUGACUUUCUCCAACACUGUGAAUGAGACGCUGACAAACUGCUCGAUGACGAUCUCAGGAAGUGGACUCUGUAAAGCAGAGUAUCAAGUCCAGUGAGUGUUUCUUCUGAUCUGUUCAUUUAUAACAACCAACCCAUGGAAGGUUUGAGGCCAGAGGCAGAAAAACACGAUUAAUAAAAAGAGUUUGCUGCUGAUUGAACUUCAGGAGAAGUCCUGGAGGUCCUCUUAGUUUAAAUUCAGUGCCAGACACAUUAAAAAAAUAGUUUUAUCAUUGCCCAAGAGGAAUGUCAAAUGUGCAGCAAAUGUGAACAUUUGACACACAUUUUUUCCUCUACUUAUUUUAUAUUUCUAUUAGGGCAAAAUCCUUAUUUCAUUUUUAAACAGAGUUGAAAAAAACAAGCCCUCCCCUGUUCCUGGUGUUUCUGUGGUCUGACGCCUAACUCUUUGUGUUUCUCUCAGACUUGGAGACUUACUACAAUCCAGAAGGAUCCGUGUCAGGUUCCCCAUCCUGCCCUAUAAGGCUGGUGUGAGGACACUCCUCGUAGACUUUGACUGCUCCGUCUUCAGAGAUAUUAAAGGUAGCUGCACCGUCACUGUCAAGCCUUAA